Sphaeramia orbicularis (orbiculate cardinalfish) is the source of this 2013-nucleotide messenger RNA. It is a transcript of the gene rnf215, whose product is annotated as ring finger protein 215. The coding region runs from base 222 to 1313 and encodes 363 amino acids. NCBI's taxonomy places the organism in Eukaryota, Metazoa, Chordata, Actinopteri, Kurtiformes, Apogonidae. The record is from RefSeq and is a predicted model, not a curated record. The transcript is spliced from 10 exons.
UCACCUUAUAUGCAUCGCGAAGAGCAGCGUUUGGUUGAAGACAUAAAUCCUCCAGUAACUUCCGGUCCAGGCCGGAAGUUACCAUUGGUUGUUUACAUUCUUCAGAGGGUCUAGCUAAAUAGCAAGCUAGUAACAGCCCUAAAAUGCAAAGUAACUAUUGAUAAAAUUGUUGUAUUUAUGUCCGUUUUCAGCCGUAGUUGCUGCCUGUCGUUACGGGGACCAUGGCUUUAACCCGCUGCUGUCUCUGGGUGACCCUGCCGCUCCUCCUGCUGCUGUGGCCGGGGAGGCUGCUGGUGUCCACGGAGCAGGUCGCUCUGGUGGAGGUGUUCGUGGAGCAGCGGUCCGGCGUCAGUGCUCUGCUCCAGGGGGAGGUGGUGGAGUCCAGCAGCGGAGGAAAGAAAAGCUCCGAGGCAGAGAGAGAGAACCGAGAGGAGCUGGAGGGAGAGCUGGUCCUGGUUCAGGAUGGGGGGGUCCAGGGCAGCGGGGCCACACCUGAGGACGAGCCCAAACAGCAGGAGCCCUGGAUCGGAGUGGUACCUCUGGAGAUAGACGACAGCAAAGCCUCCACUGGAAACCAAGAGUCGUUUGCAGACGCAAUGGUCAAUAAAAUGAAGCGAGCGUUGGUCCUUGGAGCUUCAGCGCUGAUCAUUCUGGCUCUAAACCAAAACACUGUCAGUGAGAUGGAUCUGUCUCAGGUUCUUUCCAAACCCAUCAUUGUGAUCCAGACCUCUGAAAAUGUCACUAAACUGAUCGGAGCCCUGCUCAGGGGUUUACAGGCCACGGCCAAAAUCACAUACAAGACCAUCUUACAGGACAACCUGGGCGCCACCCUCACACUGUGGUCCAGCUGUGGCCGGUCCAGAGGGGGGCGCUAUGGGGAGUGGCAGGGAGUCAUCUGCACUGGAGAGACCAACUCCCAGGUCCAGAAGUACCUGCAGCAGCUGUGGGACACCGUCCUGUUGGUGGCACUGAUCCUCAGUACCGGGGUUAUUGUACAGGCUCGGUGGCAGUACCAGGACCAGCAGCUCAACGAUGACCUGGAGCUUCUCCCUAAACAGGACGUUCUGAAGACCAUGUCGUCUCUAAAAACCAAAACGUACCGUCAGCCCAAACCCUGGUGUGACUCGUCCCAGCCGGUCGAGGCCGACAACUGUGCAGUUUGUCUGGAACCGUUCAACAACAACCAGUGUCUUCGUGUGCUGCCGUGUCUCCAUGAAUACCACCGGGACUGUGUGGACCCGUGGCUGCUGCUGCAACACACCUGUCCACUGUGCAAACACAACAUCCUCAGCAGCAUCUGUAAAGACAGUUAACACACCUCAUUCUGCUGCGUCUCAUCCUCAGUGACUCCCGUAGCAGAUCGUUUUUUUUUACUGACCUCUCCACUUCCUCUUUCCACCGAUGGAUUAUGGGAGCAAAUCUAACCUUGCAGCAGCAGCAGCUAAGCGGCUGUUGGACUUUAACCUCUGACCUCUGACCUUUGGGCCGGUGUGAUGGUCCUCCCAGACUCACCGUAAAUGCUCUGAGGUACCGUUGUAUGUGGAAACACAACUUCUUCCUGGGAUCAUGUUACUGUAAAUGUUGGAAGUAUUUGUUUGUGUGUUUUGGACAGUAUUGCAGUUUGUUCUGCUGUUUUUACACCAGUCUGUGCAUCAUGUGACUAAAGAGCCAAACGCUGUGGUGCCCACAGUUCACAGCGAUAGUUCGAUAAACUUGACAGCUUUAGUUUUUGCAUGGAUGUUUACUGCUUUCUGGUUUAAGCAUGGAAGAACUGAGUGGAAUGUUCAUGUUAGCUUCUAAAGAUGUGGAUAAGAUCUGCUCUCAUCCUGCCUUCAUGUGCUAGGGGAAUUAUGGGAAAUACUAGUUACAGACUUGAAAAUUGCACGUGAACGCCCCCUCAUGUUGUAUUUUCCACAGGAGAACUGGAAAAAAAUGUUGAUAAAUGAUCUGCUGAGAUGAAAAUAACCUUUGAACUGUUCAACAUGGAGAAGAGCAAUGAGGGAUACAUCGCAA